AGUUGAUUCGAUGAAAGGUGUCGUUCAGUAACACUACUUAGGAGCAGACCUAUGCUACACAAGUGUGAACUAUUUUUAAUAACAAAUAUGUAUGUAUUGCUGUCAACAAACAUCUCGUUUCGACUUAAAUGACUCACUUGAAAAGCGGCGCAAUGGUUUCCUCGUCCGAAAUGCUGAUCUCAGCCGCACAGAAGUGUUUGUGUCCUCGUAAGAAACGUUUAUGUCCGUCCUCGUGCCUAGAAGUGACUGCUCAAAUAAUAGCCGUGGAUCUUGGCGUCAAACCUGCGCUGCUGUACGACAGUAACGGCGCCUCUCCAUAUCAGCUCCAGCUUUACCUCCAUUCACUGCACGAGUCAGGAGUUGUAUGCAAUUCACUGCGGAUAAUGUCCAUCAAUGACAACAUAUUCAUCAUUAACCCUGACAUUAUGAAGUCUCACCUGGAUGAACUGCUCGAAAGCAGGAGUCUACACCUGAUUGAUGUGUGUUCUUCCAGAAAACGCCCAGUCCUGUGUGCAUUUGAGAAAAGUGCUGAGGAGAUGGUCAGAAGUUUUUUGAAAGUCUUUAUUAAUAAGCUGGACUUGGUUGUGUUGGAAGAGGAGUUGUAUAAAGACUGGAACUUGUGCACUUUUUUUGGGAUCUUGUUAGGUUAUCCUGCGUCCUACUGGUUUGACCAAACUAAGGGAUUUGAGAACUGUCUGUGUAUGACACCCCUGGUAGUGUGCACGGUUUGGGUCAGGUGGCAGAUACAUGAGAUAAAGCAGCGCUGUUGUCUUUACUCAUUCAGUGUCCCAGAAGAGCUGUGGUCAGAUGUGCAGAGCCAUAUACAGCGCUGGACUGAGCAUCUGAGAGAGAGAUUUAGCAAACAGACUGUUCUGACUGACCUCUGCUUUUCUAGGGACACCGUUACUUUGCCCUGUGUGACUCUUUGAAUAAACUUUGUUUUACUAGUAUUAUUUUGCCAGUGUCACACACUUUAAUAAUGUAUCUUCUGAGAAAAGAAAUACAAAUGGGUUGUGUUGUUAAUAAAACAGUUU
This is a messenger RNA of Danio aesculapii, 1034 nucleotides long. RefSeq names its product chromosome 6 C1orf74 homolog (gene c6h1orf74). The record is from RefSeq and is a predicted model, not a curated record. Lineage: Eukaryota; Metazoa; Chordata; Actinopteri; Cypriniformes; Danionidae. The transcript has a single exon. The coding region runs from base 129 to 929 and encodes 266 amino acids.